AUGAAUCUGUCGACGGAGCUCGCUUCCGGGGACGCGGCCGAAUUCCGUCGACUGCCAUUCGACCACUGCGCGCUGUCCUUCCAGCCCUUCGAAUUCCCCCUGUGCAACCAGGACGGAGUCAUCUACGAUCAAGCUAGCAUUUACCGAUUCAUCAAGCAGCAUGGGAUCGAUCCAGCAUCCGGAAAGAAAAUGGAUCGCUCAGCUUUAAUCAAGCUUAACUUCGCCAAGAACAAUGAUGGGAAAUAUCAUUGUCCAGUGCUUUUCAAAGUCUUCAAUGAGAACUCUCACAUCGUCGCGAUAAGGACUACGGGGAACGUGUUUUCGUACGAGGCAGUCGAGCAGCUCAACCUGAAAACUAAAAAUUUCAAAGAUCUCUUAGAUGACACCCCGUUCACUCGUGCAGACAUCAUCCAGCUCCAAGAUCCUCAGAAUUUACAAAAGUUCAAUUUGAACACCUAUUUUCACGUCAAAAAUAAUCUGAAAGCGGACCAGGGCAACGCUGAUAAGAACGAUUCGAGACGCAACUUGAAACAUGUUAAUAAUGUCACGAGAUCCGUGCUCGACAAACUCGACAAGGAAUACAAGGCUCCCGUGAGCUCGGAUUCUACCAGCCAAGCUGGUCCGUCGAGGGAUAAAUUCAAUGCUGCGCAUUUCUCAACUGGUACGGCAGCUGCUAGUUUCACGUCCACGGCCAUGACUCCGUCUACGAAAGUAGAAGCCGCGGUACUCGCGGAUGAUGUUGUUCGGUAUUCGAUGGUGAAAAAGAAGGGUUACGUGCAGCUUGCAACAUCCCAUGGAAACAUAAAUUUGGAGCUCUUCUGCGACGUCGUACCGAAGACCUGCGAGAAUUUCAUAGGACUAUCCGCGAAGGGCUACUAUGACGGAACGAUAUUCCAUAGAUCGAUACGGAAUUUCAUUCUCCAAGGUGGAGAUCCAACCGGUACCGGUACUGGGGGCGACUCGUUGUGGGCGGGACCUUCAAGGACGAAUUUCAUGCCCAUCUCGUACACCAAGGUCGCGGCGUGCUCAGCAUGGCGAAUUCCGGAGCCGAUACGAACAAAUGUCAAUUGUAGGUUCCUUUUCUUGAUUCGUCCGUCUCGUCUCAUGAUGGACUUCAUCACGUAUCGAUCCUGUCGUCACUUGGACAAGAAGCACACAGUGUUCGGCAAGGUAGUCGGAGGGCUCCCCACACUGCAAGCGAUAGAGGACAUCGAAACCGAUAACAAGGACCGACCGAUUGAAGACGUCCGUCUGAUCAAGGCGACAGUUUUCGUGAACCCAUUCGAAGAGGCCGAUGAAGAGUUAGCCAAAUUACGCGAGACGAAUCAGCAAGCUGAGCAACAGGCCGCAAAGCGAGAGAAAAUCUUGGAGGAACGGAAGAGAGACAAGAAAGUUUUCACCGCGGGCGUUGGAAAAUACAUCAAUCCCGAAUUGAAGAGGAAAAUAGCCGAGAAAGCGGUUCCGUCCUCCAGCCAGGUCAUAUCACAGAAGAAACCCAAACCGAGUUUCGAUUUCUCGAAGUGGUGA
Galendromus occidentalis (western predatory mite) is the source of this 1527-nucleotide messenger RNA. Its product is annotated as RING-type E3 ubiquitin-protein ligase PPIL2. Gene Ontology annotation, molecular function: peptidyl-prolyl cis-trans isomerase activity; ubiquitin protein ligase activity. NCBI's taxonomy places the organism in Eukaryota, Metazoa, Arthropoda, Arachnida, Mesostigmata, Phytoseiidae. Gene Ontology annotation, cellular component: catalytic step 2 spliceosome. Bases 1 to 1527 code for a protein of 508 amino acids. The record is from RefSeq and is a predicted model, not a curated record. Gene Ontology annotation, biological process: protein polyubiquitination; protein peptidyl-prolyl isomerization; protein folding. The transcript has 11 exons.